This is a messenger RNA of Dermatophagoides farinae (American house dust mite), 7591 nucleotides long. Lineage: Eukaryota; Metazoa; Arthropoda; Arachnida; Sarcoptiformes; Pyroglyphidae. The record is from RefSeq and is a predicted model, not a curated record.
AAUUGUUUUGUGGUUCAUUGCAAAUUCAUUUUUUGAAAGAGAUAAUAUGAACCAACAUUGCCAAAAUCAUUCUCAUCAUCUUAGUAUCAAAUUAUCAUUGCCAUUUCUUGUAAAAUUAUGGUUUUUAUUAUCAUCAUUAACAUUGGUGGCCAUUGAUUCUGCAUCAUUCUAUGGGCAAAGCUAUUUAAAGAUACCGUUUCAUCAAUAUAGUCGGUUCAACAGUAGUAGUAAUGAAACACGUAUUGAGCUAGAAUUUCGUACACAUCAAUCGGAUGCAUUCAUUUUUCUUGCUGCUGGAUCAUCCGAUUAUUGCCUUUUAUAUCUGGAACAUGGACAACUAGCUGUGAAAAUUAAUUUUGGCCUAGGCGAAACUUUUCUCAUCUCCAAAGAUGAUUAUUAUGAUUCAAAACCAUUGAAUGAUCUAGAAUGGCAUCAUGUACAUCUGGAACGGAUUGAUCGAAAAUUAUUAUUGAAAAUUGAUUCAACACGAACAUAUUGGACACAGAUUAAUGGCUUUCAUCAUAGCAAUGGAUUGAAAAUUCAAUAUGGAAUCUAUCUGGGAAGUCAACAUGGCCUAAAAAGUCUAUAUCUGGGUGAUAUUCGUCCAUUGCGGGGUUGUAUUGAUCAAAUUUAUUUUAAUGGACAAAAUUUAUUUGAUUUAAUCGAUGAUGAUGGAAAACAUCAAGUCAUUAACCAUGAAGUCAAUUUCGAUCAAAAAUGUGAUGAACAAUUUGAUCCUUCGAACAUUAUUAUCAACGACGAUGACGACAGUGAUAAUGAAACCAUAGUGACCAUUUCUUAUGUACAUCAUCAUAAUAGCUAUCUUCUAUUACCCGGUCUGUUCAAUUAUAUUUCCGACAACAACAACAUAAAAGCACAUUAUAGCCCACAAAUAAAUGGCCGAACAAAUUUAUCCGUCCAAUUCGAUUUAAAAUCAACAUCAUCGAAUGCUAUGGUCAUAUUUGUAGCGGGUAAAAAUCCAUAUCGAAAAGAAUUUUUUGCAAUAGAAAUCAUUGGUAAACGUUUAAAAGUUUCUAUCAAUGAUGGUAAUGGUGAAUUGAAUCUGCAUUCAAACAUUAUAAUUGCCGAUAGCCAUUGGCAUCAUGUGGAAAUAUUAUUGACAUCGAUGAUUGACACGAACCAAUUAACGACUAUUGUGGAUGGUCAACAUGAAUCAACGUCAACAAAAUUGACAUGGCAAUUAUUUCGAUCAUCAUCAUCAAAACUUUCGAGUGAAUUAUAUUUAGGUGGUCUAAGUGUUGAACGCCAAUCAUUGGCUAUCAAUUAUGGUCUAGAAUCGACAUUAAUUACAUCAAAUGUUUCGUUAAAAGGAUGUAUACGAAACGUUCGAAUCAAUUCUGUAUUGAUAAAUAUAAUUCGUGAUGCAAUUGUAACUCGAAAUAUUCUCGUAGGUAACCAUUGUCGAUGGCAAUUUUUAUGUCAUAAUGAUGAUCCAGAAAAAAGGCCAUGUAUUGCCAAAGCUAAAUGUAACCAUGAACAAUUGAAUCUAAUCAAAUGUUCAUGUCAAAAUCAUCACCAUCAUCAUAAUAAUUAUCGACAUUGGCCCGAUAAAACAUCACCAUCAUGUGUUCGAAAAUAUUUCAAGCAUAAAUCCAUAAUUAUCGAAUCAAUAAAUGAUGUAUUUAACUCAAGUGAGGCGGUAGCGAACGAAUUUCUGCCUGAUGCAAGUUCUGUGUCUUGUGAUGGAAAUUCCGGUGAAAUAUUGGUCAACGAAGGUACAACCACGGAAAUCAAUUCAGCAUUAUCGGACAUUUUGAUCAAUGCAAAUAUACUGUCAUCAUCCGAUAGAAACAACAACAUAUUCGAUGUUGUUGUAGCUAAAAAACCCGAUUAUGGAUCAAUCAAUCUAGAUCAAUUAACAAUCGAUAUAAAUUCAUUAUCAAAACAACCGAUACGUUAUACACAUAUUAUAUCCGGUAAAACACGUGAUUCAAUGUCCAUAGAAUUGGUCAAAAGACAAUCAUCAUUCAUUCAUGUUCAAUGUGAUCGUUAUCUAGUGAAAAUUGUAUUCAAAAUCAAUCCGCCAUUGCAACAACAGCAACAGAAUGAUGUAGCGGCAGUCAUCGAAAGUAAUAAAGAAUCGAUUCAUCGAAUUCAAUUGAAAAUUCUGGCCAACACGAAUUUCCCAUUAACGCCAUCAUUGUUCAAACUUUCGGAUUUACCAAUCUCAGGAAAAGGAAAAAAUUCCAAGAAAAAAGAUGAUCACCAUCAUCAUCGAUUUAAAAUUAUGAGUAUCGAUCCCGUGAAUCAUGGAUAUUUUGCUCGUAUUAAUCAAAAGAAUUAUUCUGUAAAAAUUGAAAAUUUCACUGAAAAUGAAUUAAGAAAUGAAAGUAUAGCUUUUGUACAUGAAAAAAACUCAAUGGAAAAGAAUGCUUCAAUCCCCUUGGUUAAAUGUGUAAUCAUUUAUCGAGAUAAUAAUAAAGAACGGUUCGAAUUAACAUUUAAACCAUAUGAUUUAGCCGAUAAUCGCUCGAUCAUCAAUACUGGGCUUUUAAUGGCUCAUCACAGCUAUGCCUUGAUAACCGCUUCAAAUCUAAGCUUAAUCGUUAGCGAUAAUCUUGAAAAACAAGAUAAAAACCUUGGACAAAUUAUUCGUUUCGAAAUGGAAACAGAACCAGUAUUUGGUGUUGUACAAAAACUUCGUUUAUCACCAAAUAAUUGGUUGAAUGUUACACAAUUCACACAACGACAAUUGGAUCGUGGCAAGAUACGAUAUCUACACCUGAAUGAUUUUCCCGAUUCCGAUCGAUUCUUCGUUAAGGUUAUGUUUCAAAAGCAACUUAUUGAUCGUGUUGAAGUUAUCAUCAAUUUUGUUCAAAAUCUACAACUUCAAUCCUAUGGAUCGAAUAUUUAUAAUUUUAGCCGUAAUGAAAAAGAAUUCAUCAUUACAAACGCAGAACUUGCCUAUCAAACAAGACCGGUUUUAAGUGAUACCGAAUCGAUCAGAUAUCGAUUACGAUCAGUGCCUUCAUAUGGUACCCUUUAUUCAUUAGCCAAUGAUGCAUGGCAAAGAAAACUUGGUCUAGAUUCACAAUUUAGCCAAAAAGAUGUGGAUGAAAGAAGAAUUUUUUAUGUUCGUAAUAAUUCUUUUGUUAAUAUUGAUUCACUACGAGAUUUAGUCGAUUCAUUUAGCUAUGACGUUAUUGUUUCGAAUGUAACGGAUAUUUCAACAUUUUACAUUCAUUUCGAUAAUUCAUUGGAAAACUAUGUUCUAAUCAAUCGAAAGCUUACGGUAUUGGAAGGCGAUCGAUCAGUGAUUGAUGAGAAUCAUCUCUUUCUACGAUCGACCAUCGAAUCAUCAUCAUCGAAUCGAAAUAACAUUAUAUGGUUCGAAAUAAUCAAACAACCAAAAUUUGGUAGAAUUGAAAUUGAAAACGGCGAUGCUGAUGAUGAUGGUAGUGUCGAGAUUAAUCCAUUGAGAAUUUCGCAACGUCUUAUACAGCAACGAAAAGUCUACUAUGUUCAUGAUGAUUCGGAGAAUAAUAUCGAUUUUUUUGAUUUCUUUAUUGAAAAUUUUACCGAUAAUGGUCGAAUCGAUGCAAAAUUUUCGAUUGAAAUCUUAAUGAAAAAUGAUAAUCCACCACAACGUAAAUGUCAUCGUCGUUUGAAUAUAAUACGCAAUACUGAACGUUUACUAACCAACCGUGAUAUAUGCUAUGUUGAUUCGGAUCUAAAUACAUGGCCAUCGAAUAUUUUGUUUACGAAAAUCUAUUCAACUAUUGGAUCAUUUCAUUUUCUAAACAAUUCAAUGGCACAGGCAUUUACACAACAAGAUCUAAAUGAUGGUCUCUUAAAAUUUCGUCACAGUGGAAAUUUAGAUUCGGGCAAGGCGAUCUUCUCCAUAACUGAUGGCCAUUUCAAUUUGCUUUCCGAAUCAUUGGAAAUACGUGCAUCUGAUCCAUAUAUCGAAAUACGAAACAAUACCGGUUCAGUGGUUAAAUAUGGUGAAACUUGUCUUAUAACAUCACAAAAUCUUUCUGUAGAAACAAAUCUACCAGAUAAAAAUGAAAUUUUUAUUAAAUUACUCAAUGAACCACAUUAUGGGCAAAUAUUGAUUAAUGAGAAAUCUACAAAUCAUUUUACACUUCAGGAAUUAGAAGAUGGCUUAGUUGAAUAUGAAAGUACUAUUUUCGAAGAUGAAACAGCACCCUUCAGCCGUAAUGAUUCAUUUGAAUUUCGAGUUUUCAAUAAUGAUCGUCAUUAUAAAGAUUUGGUGACAAAAUCUCAACAGUUCAUCAUUCGAAUUUUUCCACAAAAUUAUUUUCAUUUAGAUGUAAUCAAUAUUAAAAAUAUAACGAUGCUUGAAGAUAGUCAGGUUUUAAUUGAUUCAAAAACUUUGAUGGUAAAACAUUCAGAAUUACAGCUCGAUCGUAUCGUCUAUACAAUUGUACAACCACCAAAAUCAGGUGUGAUAAAAAAAUCAAUCAAGUCGGAUGAAUCAAUCAUCCGUGAGGAAGUGGCAAACACAUUUUCACAACAAGAUAUUUUUGAUGGUCGAAUUUUUUAUCAAAAUAUUCAAUCAAAAUGGAACAAUGGAAAUUAUUCCGAUAACAAUGGGAGAAUGUUGGAAGAUCGAUUUCACGAUUCAUUCAGUCUAGAAGUUGGUGACGAUAUAUUCCGAUUGACUGAUCUUACCAUUGAUGUUGAAUUGAUACCGAAAUUCAUUACAUUACAAACGGAGAAUCUAACAGUUUCAGAAGGCAGUUCUGCCGUACUCACUCGUACAACAAUAAACUUGACGCACCCUUAUUAUAUGAGAUAUGUGGAUGAAUUUAUCGUGAUUGAAGAGCCAAAAUAUGGAACAAUAUCAUCCAUCGGUAUGGAUAAUGUUCGAGUAUCGAUCAAAUCAUUCACCGGUGAACAAUUGGAUGAUUGCCGUAUAUAUUAUCAGCAUGAUAGUUCAGAAUAUGAACGUGAUUGGUUCACUAUUGUUGCACGUGCUAAUUCGAUUGAGAAAGAAAGUCUACCGGCUACGAUUCAUAUCUUGGUAACAUCGAUCAAUGAUGAAGCACCAAUGUUGGUGAUAAUGAAAGAGAUUAAUGGCCAAAUUAAUCAAAAAAUUCAAAUAACGAAUGGAUCAUUAUUGGCAAUUGAUGCCGAUUCUAAAGCCAAUGAAAUUGUCUAUCUAAUUUCGAUGCCAAUCAAUGGCUAUCUUAUUCACAGUGAAUCCAACACGACAAUCGAUAAAUUUACACAAGCUGAUCUGGAUUUAGGUAGAAUUUUUUUCGUUCAUGUUGGCUCAUCAAACGGAAGUUUUCGAUUUCAUCUGACCGAUGGUAAAAAUUAUGGGUCAUCAAAUGUGUUUCGAAUUUUUGUUCGAGCCAGACAGAUUAUGAUUGAUACGAAUCAAAAAAUGCUCAUAACACCUGGAUCACAGCAAUCAAUAACAAAUCGUCAUCUGCUGGUUAGCUCCAGUAAUCCUGAAGAUGAUGAAAAUCACGAAAGAGAAUUUCUUUAUCGAAUAAUCAAAGCACCAACAUAUGGUCGAAUCAUUCUUGAAGGUUUCCGACUGGAAGAGGAAAUCAAUAAUUUUACACAGCAACAGAUUAAUGAAAAUCUUGUUCUUUAUGAUCAAAAUGUUCAAACAAAUGAACCAAUUGUUCUGGAUCGAAUCAUAUUUAAUAUUGAAUCAGUGGAUAUGCCACCAUUAAAAAGUGUACAUUUUAUUAUUGAAAUUGCAAUGGAAAAUAUCCGUGAUAUAAUGAAAACCCGCAUGGAUUCAUUGGUUCCAAUCGAAUCGUUGACAGUUGUGGAAGGUAAAUUUCGACCAAUAAGCUUUAAAGAAUUAGAUUUGAAAGAAUUUCUCGGUCGUCUGAAGUAUGAUGAGACAAAAGUUUUAUUGAAAAUCAUUCGGCAACCAUUACAUGGUAUAAUAUUGCGUAAUGGAUUAAUAUUGGAUAAUUUCGCUCUGUUUCCAAUAACGGCCAUCCGUAAUCAAUCAAUUGUCUAUAUGCAUGAUGAUAGUAAUACAUAUACAGAUAGUGUUGUGUUUGCCAUCUUUACCAAUGAUAAUUUUCUCAUGUCAUUCAUGAAUCUAACAUUACCGAUUAGAAUUAUUCCGGUGAACGAUGAAUACCCGAUUGUUGUGAAUCGAAGUCCACGAAUGACCGUUAAUAUUGGAUCGAAAACGGUGAUAACACGUUCAAUACUCCAGACACGUGAUAAUGAUGGCAAUGAUACGAAUAUUAUUUACAUGUUGGCCAAAGGCCAUAAUGUUUCCCAUGUAAAAGAUGGAUUUUUUACACGUAGAAACUUUAUUCAAGAAAUACCGAUUCAUACGUUUAGUCAACAGGAUAUUAAUGAUAAACAAAUUGAAUUCGUUCAUCGUGGUAGUGAACCAAUUCGCCUUAUUUAUUGGUUUCGUGUAAAAGAUGAAAUUGGAAUCGAAUGUCCGAUGGAAGAACCACCGAUGGAAAUUAAUUAUCAAUAUUUUCAAUCAUCACAGGCCAUUAUGAAUGAAGAACAUUGUACACCAUAUUAUCCAUUAUCCAUAAUGGUCAUUCAAUUCGUAAUUGAAUUGAUCAAUAAAACCGAUAUUCAUCUAUAUCAAAGUUCGAGACGUGCCCCUAUUACUCUGGUUAAUUUGGCUGUAAAAACCGAUAAUACGGAAUUGGAUCUAAAACAAAUUGUUUAUCAAGUGAAAAAAGGACCGUUUUAUGGACAUUUAUUGGUGGAAGAUAAACGUAGUCUACAUUUUACACAACAACAAAUCAAUGACGAUAAAGUUUUCUACAUACAGGAAAAUAUGUUUAGUGAAGAUUCAUUUAUGUUUGAUAUCUUUCAACGAAAUAAUGAAAAAGUUCUUAAUAAUGUUAACGCAAGGAUUAUUGUCGUACCAUUGGUUAAAGCUCGGAAACCGUUUGUAACAGCAUUUCCAGGACAAAAAUCAUUGAUCAGUAUCGAUCAUAUUGAUGCAAGUGAAUUGGCCAGCGAAACAAAAUCAAUGCCAAUAUUCAAAAUUAUUGAACAACCUAGAUAUGGAUCAGUGAGUUUGUUAAGUUUUGGUCUACAAUCAUCAUCAUCAAAAACAAACGAUUCACGUAUCCACAACGGCCAUUAUCAAGAUAUUGUCACUGAAUUUAAUCAAGAUGACAUCCUUCAGAAUCGAAUUGUAUAUCAAGCAUUUGCUAAUGUCGAAAUUAUUUAUCCCUCGAACGAUAUACUUACCGAUCGAAUCGUAUAUGAACUUCAUGGAUCGAAUGUUCAAACAGCUCGUGGUGUUCUUGUCAUCAACAUAUUCAAUAAUCAAUCAUCAACAACUAAUGAUGAACUAAUGAAUCAGAUUUUAAUGAAAAAUAAUUAUCUAAGUUAUCUAGGAAUGACAAUGCUUAAAGAACAAUUUUUUUUACUAUUUUUUGUCAUCAUUUUCAUUUUAUUUCUAAUACCUGCUCUGUUGAUUAUUGGCCGUUUGUGUUUUGUACAAUCGAAAUCUAAAUCCAAGACACAAACAAAAUGCAUGAAUGAUAAUAAUUUUACCAUGGCGCCGACAUUAACGACAACAACGACAGUUCCAACAACACAAACAAAUCAAUCUAAUAGCACGAUAACACAUUCAACAUCAUCUAAAUAA